This is a messenger RNA of Babesia ovata, 1653 nucleotides long. RefSeq names its product WD G-beta repeat containing protein. Gene Ontology annotation, biological process: regulation of transcription by RNA polymerase II. The transcript has 4 exons. Gene Ontology annotation, cellular component: histone deacetylase complex. Lineage: Eukaryota; Apicomplexa; Aconoidasida; Piroplasmida; Babesiidae. The record is from RefSeq and is a predicted model, not a curated record. Gene Ontology annotation, molecular function: transcription corepressor activity; protein binding. Bases 1 to 1653 code for a protein of 550 amino acids.
AUGAAGAUCAACCUGUCUUCGGACGACAUCAACCUUCUGGUGUACCGUUACCUGAUAGAGAACGGGUACAGCCACACGGCCUUCGCGUUCAGCAAGGAGGCCGAAAUACACAGGAAUCCAUACUACAACAACCAUGCGGACAAGCUGCCGCCGAACGCGCUCGUCUCCUUCAUGCAGAAGGCGAUGAUAUACAUCUACCUGGAGUACCACACGGAUGACCUCACCGGUGAACAGAUCGUGUGCGAGGAGCCCUUCUCGUUCUUCCGGAAACACGCCUGCUUCCGCAAACUGGGGCAACAAAACGGCCUGCCAAUAAAGGAAGCGUUGCAGCUCGCUGCAGAGCAAAAUGAAAAGGCACGCGAGGCCGGCCGUAGUGGAGCGAAAGGCGCCAGCAGUGCGGCGCCUAAAAAUCGUUCAGGUAUAGCAGAUGCCGACGGAAAUCCUCACGUUGGAAACUCGCUGGCGCAACUCCCACCCAUCUACGUGGGACCGCCGCAGAGGAGACUGGCAGACAGGUGGCAGGUGGCCGGCUACAUGUGUCUGCUGGACUACGGCCCUAAAGGCACCGCAGCGAGUGCACAUUUUAACCCCGCACUGCCGGGAUACAUCGCAAAGAGAGUGGAGGGUGCGCCGCCGGCCCUGUACCGUGUUUCGAAGGUGAGCAGGAUCAGGACGUGCCAGAUCGUGCCCCCCGCCGUUAAACUUACCGAAGCGGCCGGUGGCCCGGAGGGCGUAGGCACCUGCCUCAGGUGGAGGUACGACGGGCACGUGCUCUGCGCAGGCUACGAAUCGGGCGCCGUUGUCAUCUGGGACACCAAAGGCCGCCGGCUGUGCGGAGGCAGACUAGGCAGCGCGCCAAUAACGGCUGCGGCGUUUUCAGGCAACAAGCGGUUUUGGAACGAGACUGACGAUGCCAACACCGUAUGCAAAUUGGCGGCGGGAGACGCGGCAGGCAAUAUCCACGUGUUCAAGGUAGAAGAUGGCAUCCACCACGUCACUGUGUACAACCAGGGUGCCGUGGUGACAGAAAUAGACUGGAGGGACCACGAGGUGUUCACCGCAGCCAGCGCGGACGCGACAGUUCGCAUCUAUAACACCGCGACAAAUGCAAGCGCAAUCGUACAGGGUGCCGUGCAAUCGAACCCGCAAUUCAUGGAGUGGGGGCCCACGGGAAAGUGCCUGGCAAUGAUCGAUAGCACGGAAGUGCUCAAAAUAUACAAGCCGGACGGUCACGGUGCACAGGGCUAUAUAACAUCACUCAAGGCGCACACCAAAAGCAUCAUCGCAGCGUCGUGGCAGUAUGGGCACCACUCAAAAUCCGUGAACAAACUAUGCACCAUCGCCAUGGACAGGCAACUGCUAGUUUGGGACGUCGCCGCCGAAACUGUGGUUUCAUCCAUCCUCAUCGACCAGGUCCCGACCACCAUAACGGUCAACGCGUCAGACACGUUCGUCGCCGUGGGUACGUAUGGAAACAUGAUCAAGGUCUUCAACCUCCCUUCGCUCACGCUCAGCUGCUCAUUCUGCGACCAAAGCCUGCCAACCAGCAUUACGUGGGCAGCGGAUGACGCGCAUAUCGCAUACAACGUGUACAACCAGCAGAGGACACCGGUGGUACCGGUAACCACCUCAGCUUCCUUCGUCGCUGACUGA